UGAUGUCAUUUCCUGUAAUUUAAGGCAAGCCGAUUCAUCGAAUUUUGUGAUGAAUUCGAAUUUACUUGUUGGACGAGUUCAUAUUUUAAAAUCUUUUUAAAAAAGUGUUUCCAGCUCCCAUAGGUUCAAAGUGUGUUGCCACUAAAAUGCACUGCUUAAUCUAACAUGCAAAAAAAGAGUGCAUGGAGUAAUGUCAGCGUCAUUUGUCUAAUUGUUGAUAAAAAGUUUUUAAAAAAAUUGGAGAUAUUAUUUUAAGGCAAUGAAGCCCUGCCCUACUUGUAACAAGAGAAGACAGAUCAGUGGCAAGGAUGUCUCCUCGAAGCAAAGAAGGCCUCCAAUUGGUUGAUUCGAGAAGAAUUGAAGCAGAGCCUUUAUUUUUGCAAGCCUGUCAAAAAUGACUUUGGCUUUGUGAAACCUAUAGUUCAAAUUCUACACGCAUCUCCACACAUGCACACUUUCUUCUCAACGCACCUGAAGCCUGGACUGAACAUGCAACCAGCUGGCCGCCUGAGACUGAGGAUGUGGCUGGAGGAGCAGAUCGAGUCUGGGAAGUACCCGGGAGUCUGCUGGAUCGACAAGUCGGAGCAGGUUUUCCAAAUCCCGUGGAAACACGCAGCUCGUCACGGCUGGAAUAUCGACCGAGACGCCACUCUCUUCAGGAGCUGGGCUGAGCACACUGGCCGAUACCGUCCAGACCAACACAAAGCCGACCCAAAGACUUGGAAGGCCAACUUCCGCUGCGCCCUCAACUCUCUCCCUGAUGUACGUGAGCUACGUGAGCACAGCAACAAGAGAGGCAGCGACGCCUACAGAGUUUACAAGAUGCUCCCCGGCCCCAGUGUUCGCAAUAGAGGACUCCGGAUGCGGAGUCAGCAUUUCAAAGAGCAGCAGCGCAUCAGACCGCUUGCGCCUGUUGAUGCGUCGCCGCAGCCAUGGCAUCCUCCCAGCGGCGUUUCAAGCACUCAAGAGGCGUCGUGCAGCACUGCUGUGACAGACAUGUUAUUGGAGGCCAUGGAGCAGGAGGACGGAGCCAGGGUAUCACAGGAGAAUCCUCCGGACCUUCAAAAGCUGGUUAGUCACUUCAGCAGCACGACUGAGUCGUGCAACCCCGCUUGUGCUCAAAGAGGAUGGAGGGCUUACCCACUCUGGGACCACUGGCACUGUCCAGUGGACGACAGCCUCUUCUCCCUGCAAAUAGAGACCGGCAAUGAACUUGCGUCAGACUGGUCCUUACAUCAGCAGACCCUUACACUGUAGCAACAUCAGGAACAAUGUGUCUGCGUGUGCGCGUCGCGUACGUGAUUAAAUGUUCUUUUUCCCCGCAAACCCACUGAAAUAAAAGACGAGACAAAAGAUCUUGUUCCAAGCCACGCAUUAGCUCAUGUUUUAAGUGCUUCCUACUCACGUCGAUGACUCCCUAUAGCAACAAAGAGGAAUGAUCUCAUUUUGCAUUGU
Hippocampus zosterae (dwarf seahorse) is the source of this 1455-nucleotide messenger RNA. Its product is annotated as interferon regulatory factor 1-like. NCBI's taxonomy places the organism in Eukaryota, Metazoa, Chordata, Actinopteri, Syngnathiformes, Syngnathidae. The record is from RefSeq and is a predicted model, not a curated record. The transcript is spliced from 7 exons. Gene Ontology annotation, biological process: regulation of transcription by RNA polymerase II; immune system process. Gene Ontology annotation, cellular component: nucleus. Gene Ontology annotation, molecular function: RNA polymerase II cis-regulatory region sequence-specific DNA binding; DNA-binding transcription factor activity, RNA polymerase II-specific. Bases 448 to 1257 code for a protein of 269 amino acids.